AUGCGCGAGUUCGAGCCACCAAGCAUUCAGAAGGACUUUGUCGUGGAGGCCUUAGCUGAAGGGAAGCGGCUGGACGGAAGGUCGCGCCUCGAGCAGCGUUCGUUCACGCUCACCUUUGGGCCAGAGCUUGGCAACGUCGAGUGCCGUCUAGGAAAGACUGCGGUGCUCGCCCAAGUCGCGGCAACAAUCGUCAAGCCGCGCGAUGACAAGCCGUACGAGGGCUUCCUCGUCAUCAACUCGGAGAUCAGUCCAAUGGCGUCGCAUGUCUUCGAGGCGGGCCGGGCAUCAGAGGACGAGGUCAUGAUCACGCGGCUGUUGGAGAAGAGCAUCCGGCGAACGGAGGCCGUCGACCGGGAGGCGCUAUGUAUCAUCGCUGGAGAGAAGGUGUGGCAUCUGAGGUUGACUCUGCACUUCCUCUCUGACUCGGGGAAUCUGCUCGAUUGUGCGUCGCUGGCAGCCAUGACUGCGCUCCGGCACUUCCGGAAACCCGAGAUCGAGGUGUCGGGUGACGACGUGAUUGUGCACUCGCCCGACGAACGCGCACCCGUUCCCCUGGCGAUCCACCACACGCCCCUCUGCCUGAGCUUCAGCUACUUUGAGGGCCUGCCGCCCAUCCUGGACCCGACGCACCUCGAGGAAGUGCUGGCGGACGGCACGAUGACGAUCACGCUCAACGCCCAGCGCGAGCUGUGCGUCCUCUCCAAGGCUGGAGGGAGUGCGCUCUCGCCGGACGAGAUCAUGGAUGUGGUGCGGGUGGGUGUGGAGCGCGUGCGUGCCAUGGUUAAGGAGAUGGAGGAGGCGUUGGAUGGGGACAGGACGCGGCGCGUGGUCGAGGUGCGGUAG
Messenger RNA from Cutaneotrichosporon cavernicola, 843 nucleotides. RefSeq lists its product as uncharacterized. The coding region runs from base 1 to 843 and encodes 280 amino acids. Gene Ontology annotation, molecular function: mRNA 3'-UTR AU-rich region binding. Gene Ontology annotation, cellular component: cytoplasmic exosome (RNase complex); nuclear exosome (RNase complex). The transcript has 5 exons. Gene Ontology annotation, biological process: nuclear mRNA surveillance; TRAMP-dependent tRNA surveillance pathway; U4 snRNA 3'-end processing. Lineage: Eukaryota; Fungi; Basidiomycota; Tremellomycetes; Trichosporonales; Trichosporonaceae. The record is from RefSeq and is a predicted model, not a curated record.